Sordaria macrospora k-hell is the source of this 1641-nucleotide messenger RNA. RefSeq lists its product as uncharacterized. Lineage: Eukaryota; Fungi; Ascomycota; Sordariomycetes; Sordariales; Sordariaceae. The record is from RefSeq and is a predicted model, not a curated record.
AUGGGAGACCAGCAUAACCAGGGGCAGCAGGGCGCUGAGGGAACCAAGCCUCAUCAGCCUUUCUACCAGCCCCAACCAGGCGAACUGAAUGGUCCGGGCAUCGAAUCCGGGGAGUUUAGCGCAUUGUUCGACUACGAUGCCUAUGCCAUGGCGCAAAACCAUGGGCAGGAUUAUGCUGUCGACAACAUGAACGUCGAUUUUGGAAACAAUGAGCAGGGCUUCGAUAUGAACAUGAACAUGCUCAACAUGAAUGAUGGAACCGGCCAACCUGGCUUCCAAGUCCAGGACCAGAACCAGAACCUGUUCUCCAACCCCUUCGCGGACCAGAAUCAACCCGCGCAGGUUCAGUGCCCCGUGCUGAAUACAGCAUCAUACAACAACGCGCCAGCCAUGGAUUCUGGCGUCCCCGACGACGACAUUGACCCUCGGCUGAGAGUGCCGCAGGAUGACGGAUUAGCAGCUGGCCCAGACGCAGAGGGUCAGGCAAAUGUGCAAUUCCCUGCACAGCAGCUCCGUUUUCCCUUUGCCGGGCCUCAGCUUCCACCCCAACAGGGGUACUUGAACCCUUCCGUCGGUGCUGUUGAGGACAACUCCCCAGCCGGUCAAGACAACCAUCCGCCUCUGGAAGUCUUCAUGUCAGGUCCUGCGCCCUCGCCCAAGUCGUUUCCCACAGCAGGCCUUACAAACCCUGUUGAAUCCAGCGUAGGUUCCCGCCGCAAGCGCCCCCUCAAACCCGGCCGCAACAAGGAGAGCGUCGUCCCGACAGAGUCCCCGUCGAAGAAGAGGAAGGCUAGCCCUAGUGGUCACAACCGGAGCCAAAGUCUUGUGCAGCCGCAAGACCACAACAACCACAAUGACAGCAACAAUUCUGCCGUCCGUGAGAAGAGGUCUGCCACCGUCGGCUCCAGCAGGAACCCAGGUGGCUUGCCAGUACAGUUCAAAGGUCACCUUUCCGAGCCCGGUCCCCGUGUUCCUCCCCACAACUUUUCCUCUGGUCUCCACCGCGGCCAUCACCAAGGCCAUCACCCCGUUGACCCUCGUGCCGUUCUUAACGUCACAUAUGGCACCAACCACCCCGUUCCGAUCCUGCCCAAGCCUACUUCCCGGCGAGAGCGUCUGAGGAACGCGCUCCAGAAAAUUCACAACAAUCCCAUGACGGCCUGGAGAAGGAUGCCCGGCGGAAUGCGCCAUGACUUCCUCAAGGAGCUGGUGUUGGUCCAGGAUCGCGGUGUUGAGUGCCUCACGCAGUGGGAGCAAGACUUGCUGAUGAAGAGCAGGGAAGAAGAGCAUCAAAUGGUGAUGGUGUACCGCGAGAUUGCGAAGGACACGGACAGGGAGCUGCGGGAUCUCAUGGAGAAGCAUUCCCGCUUGGUGUAUGAUUUCGAAGAGGCCGGGCGAUCCAUCACCUGGUUGAGGCAGCAGGUCCUCACCUUGGGAUCCAUCGCCAAAAGGAAUGAACUCGACAUGCACCGAAUGAUGACCAGGAUCACAGAUCUGGGGAGGAGUCAUCUGAGACUGCACCACAUUCUGGAUGAGAGGGUUCACAUCCUUAAUUGGAAGGUGGAUAGAAAGGUUCGGGAGUUGGAGGAGGCGGUUGAGAAGUUGAAGCUGGGGAAGGAAGGGUCACAGAAUGAGCACUAG